AUGGAAGCAACAACAGCAACAAAAGGCGACGAAAUCGUGGAUGUGAGGACUGUGGUGGAAGCUAUUUCUGCCGCCGAAGACGACAGCCUUGACGCCCCUCUCUACCAGGUCGAAAGCCUCUGUAUGCGUUGCGGCGAAAACGGAAUAACCAGGUUUUUAUUAACGUUGAUUCCUCAUUUUAGGAAGGUCUUGUUAUCCGCCUUUGAAUGUCCGCAUUGUGGUGAGAGGAACAAUGAAGUGCAGUUUGCUGGUGAGAUCCAGCCCCGUGGGUGUUAUUAUUGCCUUGACAUUCCUUCUGGUGAUCAAAAGAUGUUCAAUCGUCAAGUCGUGAAAUCAGAAACUGCUACUAUUAAGAUUCCUGAACUGGACUUUGAGAUCCCUCCAGAGGCUCAGCGUGGAUCUUUAUCAACAGUGGAAGGAAUAUUAGUAAGAGCUGUGGAUGAACUACAAGCCCUACAAGUAGAGCGAAAGGAAGUGGAUCCUCAGACUGCUGAAGCAAUAGACAUGUUCUUGGUAAAAUUGAAAGCUUGCGCAUCUGGAGAUUCAUCGUUUACCUUCAGUCUUGAUGAUCCUGCUGGCAACAGCUUCAUUGAGAACCCGUUAGCUCCAUCUCCGGACCCAUCAUUGACUAUUAAGUUCUACGAGCGAACUCCUGAGCAACAAGCAUCAUUAGGUUACGCUGUUGAUCCAUCACAAGUUCGGGAACCUGGUGUGACCACUGAAUUGGAGGAAAUAAACCAAGUCCCUGACCAAUUGAAAAGAGAGCCACAUGGAUCAGUUGGAGCAAGAGGAGGUCAACGAGCUAUUGCUCAGGGUAAUAGUGCAGAAAUUGCUGAAGCUUUGUUUCGUUACUCUGCACCGGAAGAGGUGAUGACUUUUCCAUCAACAUGUGGAGCUUGUGGUGCCAGGUGUGAAACUCGAAUGUUUGUCACCAGUAUCCUCCUACUUCUUUGCUGUCAUUGA
Molecule: messenger RNA, 963 nt
Organism: Ilex paraguariensis (yerba mate)
Lineage: Eukaryota; Viridiplantae; Streptophyta; Magnoliopsida; Aquifoliales; Aquifoliaceae
Source: the annotation of a GenBank genome assembly